GUUUUGCUUGACGGCUUGACGGAUAGAUUUUUUAGUGUGGUGCGUUGUGCGGCGGGUGAUUGUUUGUUAUUUUCUCGUCUAACGAGAAACUCGGUUUUGUCGUUAUUAUGUAAAAUUAUCCUUCUUAAAUCGCCAAGAUCUAAUUAAGAUUGAAAUUCCCCAAAAUGUCGACUGUUCUGCUUGCAGUUAUUGCGGUCAUUUUGUGUGUACUUUUCAGAAUAUUGAAUGUUAAUAGUCAGCCCCAAAAACCUGUGAUCUACGGAAGAGAUCGCAGUUUUAUUGAAAACAUUCUCUUCAUUUCACCGUUCCUAAAUGAACCAUAUGUACCGACUCGUCUGUGGGGCUUCAGUGGGCAUGUGCAAACAAUUCUACACAGUCUAAUUGGACGUGUCCGUUGCCCCUGGCCCAUAGGCGGACGAGUGUCGCUAGUGCUGCCCGACAAAUCCACCCUCACCUACGACCUCUACGAACCGGUCGGAAACGAACAUGAAGAUGACGUGACGGUCGCGAUCUGUCCCGGCAUCGGCAACACCUCGGAGAGUGUGUACAUUCGAACCUAUGUCCACUACUCACAAUGCCACGGCUACAGGUGCGCCGUGCUGAACCACAUUGGAGCUCUCAACAGCGUCCCAGUCACGGGAAAUCGCAUCUUUUCAUACGGGCACACCGAUGACUACAACUACAUGGUGGAGAACUUAUUGGAACGGUACCCCAACACGAAACUAAUUCUAGUCGGAUUCAGUCUGGGUGGCAAUCUAAUAUCUAAGUACUUAGGAGAGGACAGAAAGAGGCCCACGAAUAUUAUUGGAGGAAUCUCAAUAUGCCAGGGAUACAAUGCUAUUGACACGAUGGUAUACCUCUUGCAAUGGCAGAACUUCCGUCGUUUCUACCUGUACAUAAUGACGGACAACUAUCGCAACAUUAUCACGCGACACAAGAGAAUGCUGCUCAGCCCUGAAAUGAAGAGCAGAUACAAUUUAGAUGAGAAGCAGAUCGUCUCCGCUGGUACUUUACCUGAUCUCGAUGAGGCUUAUUCAAGGAGGGUUUACGGCUUCGAAUCAGUUGCUGAUCUCUACAAAUGGAGUUCCUCUGCAUUCUAUCUACACAAUAUUAAGACCCCAAUGAUUUUCGUCAACGCUCGAGAUGACCCCAUCGUACCAGAACCAAUGUUGCCUAUUGUCAGGGAAUUUGUCAGCUCGCAUGAUAAGGCAAUGUAUCUCGAACUGGCUCACGGCGGACACUUGGGUUUCUACGAAGGAGGUUUGGUGUACGCUAAUCCCGUCAACUGGCUGGACCGCGCCCUCGUCGGACUCGCUGGAGGCUUGCUCAUGGCACACAACAAAUGCUCACACAAAGAUGUCGCCGCCUCCGCCGAUUGCGUACCCUCAGAUGACGAGCCUGACCUCAUCAAAUCAGCCACCAUCGUCUACCGUGAUCCAUUAGAAAAAUCACCCCAGUUGGCAUAUUAGAUUUACAAUAACUCGUGGAUCGUAGAAAACUUUGGUAUACUUAUAUGUCUAAUAUUUAUUAGAAAAAAUAUUAAAUUACUGCAGUCCAUUUCAUCGGCAGUAACAUUUUGAUGAAGUACUUAAAUUGUGUUGUAAGUACAUCUUAUGGAGGUAACGAUUCUCCACCGCGUUUUUAUACGUCCUAAUAAAUAGUUGAUAUAUUGAUGUAGAAGACAAACCCGUAUUUACCAAAGCCUAGUAAAGGGACGAGUAGUUCCUGUUAUGCCCUAAGUAAGAUAUUAGGCAGGACCUAAGAGGCAAUAUGUUAUAAACGGCACAUAAGCUUUUUAUAAAUAAUUAUUGUAAAUUCGUUAUUGUUCUCCAGGCUUAUUGUCGAACUGUACGUGAAUUAAUGAGUUGUUUUUCGUUGUGAUUAGUUGAGGUGAAGAGGCGUGGCAUCGAUAAUAAUAGUUGUAGAGAAUAUGUUUAUAUAAGUAUUGUUAUUAUUUAUGUACAUGUCAAUAUAUAACUUUAUAUUGCAGUAUGUUGUAACUUGCACAAAAUAUUUGCUUUUAUAUACAACACUGCCUAAGUUUUUUGUCGUUGCAUAAUGUAUCGUGGCUUAACAAUAGGCUAUCAAAGCUGGCAAAAAGACGUGAGUUUUGUAAGCCACUAGCUUAAAGGUCUCUAUCAAUUUGCCAGUGAUUAGAGUGCCUAGUGCUAGUUUCCUUGCAUUAAUGCGAUUGGAACGUUGUCGCGUUUAGCGUUCUGAUUGGUUGGUUAGCUUGGAGCAGGCCAAUCAGGGCGCCGAACGUUGUAAUGUUGUCAACCACCUAGAGUAAAGCUAACAUGCACUAAGCACUUUGAAUAGUAAAAGUUAUGCUGCAGAGUUUGUGCCACACCUCAUCUUCGCAAUAUUUUUCGAAUGCACACAGGAGACACGGGCCUUUAGUUAUUUGUUACUAUUGUGAUAUACUUAACUGAUUAUUUAUAUACUAUGCAUUUUAAUCAAUGUGCCAAGUGCACGUAUAAUGUAUGACGACCGUAAAAACACCACUGUUUAACGGUCCUGGGUUCUAGUCCCGGUUAAGUCAAGUAUGUUAUAUGUAUUGUAUGUAACGUUAAUGUUUGAUAUGAGUGAGAACCAUUUACAAACUAACGAGUACAUGAAAUUGAGAUAUUUAUCGAAUAAUUGUUUGUAAAAUAUUAUUAUGUUAAAAUGAAUGGUUAUUAUAUGCAGUACAAAUACAGAUUUGCACAAUUAUAGUUGAAUGUUCGAGUUUAUUACUGAUAGAUAGUCCUCGCAAAUUGGUUUAGUUGUAGUUUGUACGCAUACUUACAUUUCUCAUUGAAUUCCUCUAGUGUUCCUAUGAAGUAGUUAGAAUUCAGUGUUGUUUUGUAUUGUGCUGUCAAUUUCAAAAGAUAAAUUUCUUGCAUGUCUGAAUAUUCGCAUGUUACUAAAUCUUGUGCAGUGAUGAAGUUUAUUAUCUAUUGAUUUUGACCAUACUACUUAUUAAAUGUAUUUGCGAGAAUAAUUUAAUUAUUAAUUUAUUGUCUAAUUACCUACAACAGGAAUAUCUGCAACACACAAUUCCGUUUAAUGAAUUUAUAUUGGAAACAUUGUGAAUUGACAGGAAAUGGGUUUUUAAAAUAAUGUAUAGUGAAAAAGUUCGUUCCUAAGAAAACUUUUAACAUUAUGGAAUUGUUCGCUAAGCGAUGUUCUGUGAGCUUUGUUGCGGAGCUAACUUAACUUCCGUCCAAAAAAUGUUCAUAAGUUGAAGGGAAUUAUCUAAAGGAGAUUGUUUAAAUCCUGAAUAAGGUUUGAGACGAGGGAAUUGUGUAUAUUUUGUGUGGUGUAAAUUAGAAACCCAUUUCUAUAGAAUUUGACGUUGAGAUAAAUAAACAUUUCUUGGUCGGAGCUAAAAAGUGUUUAUUUAUCUUAACUCGUUGGACCAAGUGAGGUCGAUAGAGAGGGAUGUAAUUAAAUGGUGUGAUUAUAAACAGAUUUUUAUAAUACUUACGUCUCCUUGGACGUGUGCGUAUGCGCAAAUGUGUCCUGCGUGGUAACUGAUGUUUUAAGCUAUGUGACUGCCUUCAAUGUUAGUUCUAUAUUUAUGUGAAGCUUUGCAUUUACAGUAAGUGGCGUUCGAUAGUAUUGUUUACGCAAAAGCGUUUAGCUUUCGGUGCUCCUUCAAAAUGAUGCAAAGCUCUUUUUGUCUAAUGUGGUAAACAUACAAAACGUUUACCAAUGUCAUGGCCUGCACAACUUAUUAAUGUAACGACGAAAGCCCCAGUUAUAAGGCCUAGUCAGUUUUAAAAAACUUUGAAAUCUUGUAGAAUUAUAAACCAUUGAACUUUUAAUCAUUCUUUGAAAAUGCUGACAAUAAUCUAUGUUUGAUAAUUUUUAGAAUUUUCUUUAAAAUAUCUAUUCCAUAAUUAUGAUCUCACUACAGUUUGAAAUUCCGACAGUAAUAUGAGUGUUAUUUACUCGCCAACCGAGUAUACGGUGUAAAAUUUUAGUGCACGUAAAAUGUUGAGAGGGAAUGAAAAUUGAACAACUUCAGCAGAGUUCAAGUUCUCAUAUAAAUCUUUAGUGGCGGGUAUAACAGUUCCAAAUGAUAUUUGUUCAGCAUUUAUAUAGACAUAAAUUGAACAUUUCCAAAUAAUUCCACUGAUUAAAUGUUAAAUGUGUUACUGAGUGUGUUCAUGUAGAAAGAUUGGCAUAAUGUUUGUUAGGAAUUUAUUAUCUUAGAAUAUUGUGUCUGUAUUCGCUUGACUCGUAUUGAAAUAACCAAGCCGAGUAGACAUUUUUCUAGGCAUGUAGAAAUAAGAAUUGAACAAGUAUGACACUUGCGGAAAUGUCAAUAUAUUUUUAUAAACUAAUAACUUUCUCUAACUGGUUUUUGAACAUGAUAAAGUUUACUGCUCAGUGGUUUAUUAAAAUCUAAAUUAUUUGUUCACUUGGUUUUACUACAUUUGCACGAAGUAAUGUUAAAUAAAUAAGUUUUCAAGCAUAGCGAUAUUGAUAGCUUUCAAUGUGAUAGAUUCAAAUGUGUUAUUGCAGUCUUUAGAUAAAUCGAGAUUAUACAGUACAAAGAUUUGAAAAUAGGAUCACACCAACACUAGAAACAAAUUAUUGUAAUGUUAAUUAACUGACAGUACAUAUUCUUUGCAAUUUAAAUCAAUUAGAAUGAUGCGCUACGUAAAUGACUUGAUGUAUGUCAGAAUUGCCCAAAUGUUUAAUAUUUUAUUUAUGUACACG
This is a messenger RNA of Spodoptera exigua (beet armyworm), 4710 nucleotides long. NCBI's taxonomy places the organism in Eukaryota, Metazoa, Arthropoda, Insecta, Lepidoptera, Noctuidae. The record is from the annotation of a GenBank genome assembly.